CAAUAUGUUGUAUGCACAUAGAUAUUUAUAAUGAUCACAGUUGCUCUUUUCUAGCUGCAGAAUCAUGCAUUCCGUAAAUUCCCUAAAACAGACCAAAUUAAAAUAGAAAUUAACAAUAUUUCAUUAACAUGAAAACAAUAAGUUUCUUGAUUAUUUGGAUUGCUUUAAGUUGGAUUGAAAUUACAUCUACUCAAGAUUGCCCACCUUUACCGAAAAGGCCAGAUAACAUUGUUGUAACCUGUGUUUACCCAGCCUCAACCACACCUGCAAAGUGCACUGGAAACUUUGCUUCUGGAACCGUUGUGAAAUAUGACUGCGCAAAGUUUUUCACUUCUGCCGGUGGUGACGCGAGAAGAAGGGAGAUUUCCUGCAUCAACGGAAAAUGGAGACGCCUUGGAGCAUUUACAGAAUUUAACUGCAAUUAUGGAUGCGGACAACCAACGGUGGAAUCUAUAAGACAACCACUUAUCGUGUUUGGUAAGACUGCCGAGAGAAAUAGAUGGCCAUGGCACGCAGCAAUUUUCCGGUUGCAGGAAGGAACUGAGAAUGACUUUAUUUAUAUUUGUGGUGGAACAUUAAUUUCGUCGCCUUUUCUUGGCCGACCCUCAUCCAUAAUUACUGGAGCUCACUGUCUCACUGACAAGGAUGGUAACUUGCUUCCGAACAAGCAGUUUAAAGUGGUCCUUGGGGCAAAAUCGAGCAUUCUUGAGAAAAAUGAGAAAGAUUUCCAUUCAAUGGUUUUCACGGUGAAAAACAUAAGUUUGGCUCCCGAGUUUGAUAUUGCAACGCACGAGUCAGACUUGGCGUUAAUGCAUCUGAGCGAGCAGGUCGAGCUCAGUGAUUACAUUUUGCCCGUGUGUUUUCCAUACGCAAAUUCAAAAGAAUUUCAGGACAUUAUACAACUAAUUUUGUCAACCGGAAAUACAGGAGAAGUGGUUGGAUUUGGAAUAAAUGAAUUUGGAAAAGUAUCCGAAUCACUGAAGUACGCGGAGCUCCCCAUCCUCAGCCCGAGACAAUGCUAUGACGCGUUGGACACUAUUCCAACUUUUAAUCAAUUUUGUUCAGGAUUUAUAGAAAGCAAUAACGGUGAAAAAAAUGCACGCGUCUGCAGAGGCGAUUCGGGAGGAGGAUACAUCAUGAGAAACAUUUAUGCCCCCAUAAAGCGAUACUAUAUUUUGGGUGUGGUCAGUUUUGGCCGUUUAAAUCCAAACGGAGCUCCUUGCCAAAGUGUUGCUGUGUUUACUCGCGUUCACAAAUUUUUAGACUUUGUAGCCCGAACAAUUGAAAUGUUUGAAUUAAGUUUGUCAGAAGAAUCGGAAGUUGAAGUGGGGGAUGACGUUCGUGAUUUUGUGUCGAUGAGUGUUUCACAAAAAUUUGUAACUUCCACUAUUCCUACGACGACUAGAACAUCGCCCACGACAACGACGACCAAAAAACCUACAACAACGACUACCAUCAAAAAACCUACGACGACAACGACCACCCAAAAAUCUACGACGACAAUGACCACCCAAAAACCUACGACGACAACAACCACCCAAAAAUCUACGACAACGACGACCACCAAAAAACCCACCACAACGACGAUCACUGCUCCAAAAUCUACUACUGCGACGUUUUUCACAAUAACAACGACACAAGUUCCAAGCACAAAGAAACCUCGCGUAACGUACCAAGAAACAGCAACAUCUUCAAUUCCUGCAAUUCAAACCACUAUAAAGCCAAAUACCGGUGCCAGCUUCGGUUGCCCACCACUCAAACCAGUUGCCGGCACAGUUAUCACAUGUCACAGCUAUAGAUCGUCCAGAUUUGGUACGGGGAAGCCAGUGGAUUGCCUAAAUCCUAAUGCUUUAGUGCCACAUAAAACCUUCGCCAUUUUAAAAUGCAAAAGACUAUACAAACUUGGUGAAGGUGUUUUGAGAAACAGUGCAGAAAUAUUCUGCCAAUCAAACUCCAAAUGGAGCGAACUAAGUCCGAGUAAUUUCCACUGUGUGGUGGACUGCGGAACGGAAGCGGGUCAUAUGCAGGACCUUAUCAACGGGAAACAUAGUUGUCCAGCGGCUGCAGGACUGUUUUAUGAGAAUCCUGUGGGAUCGAGAAAUUAUAAAUUAUUUUGCCACGCAACAAUGAUUGGAAAUAGUGCACGGGCUCUUGUCACCGCUGCUCACUGUGCAACGAGGAGCUGGAUGAAGGAGGAAAUUCUCACCAGUGACAAAAGUGUUGUCGCCGUGGUUGGUAAAUUCCACCGGAUUUUUGAGCUGAAUGAUUUCAGAAAGGUGCAGUUGAGGCACGUUGUGGACUUUGAUGUCCAUCCAUCGUAUCGGAAUACCACCACCUCAACGGGCGAUAUUGCUCUUUUGUGGUUAGAUAAGGAAGUUCAAAUCACAGAACAUACUCGACCGAUGUGUCUACCUAAAGCUAACGAGAAGGCAGGAGAGUAUGGAUCGUUGAUUUGGGGAAGCCCUUUGACCGGAGGGAGAAAAAGUUCCAUCCCAAAAAUUGGUUCUGCAUCGUUGUCAAUCGGCGUCAAAGUUUGUAAGCCAGAACAACCCAUUCAUAGACGGUGGUUUAGUAUGGUACAGAGAAACAGACCGUAUUGCGACGUUGAAAAACCAGGACUGUCGACGUGUGACAUUGGCGGAGGUGGAUGCGUGAUCACGCGAUCCGGAGAUUUAGGGCGCUGGGUUAUCGAAGGUGUAGUUAGCCCUGCAGCAGUGGGGUCUCAAGGCGAAGACUGUCAUUCCGGGCGCACUUCAGUUUUUAUUCGUUUCUCGUAUUUUCGAAACUGGAUUGACUCAAUGUUACGAGUUAAAGAUGUGGAUAGUCACCACAUCAGUAAUCUUGUGUCGGAUGUUUGAUUAAAUUAAUGUUCGUACUUUCGUAGUGUAGUUCAUUCCUCUUCUGAUUAACUUAUCUAUUCUUAAAGCUGUAUAGUCUUGAGACGGCAAAAAUAAUUUGUUAAAUACUUAGAACAUUAUCCAGCCCAAUAAGGAGACAAGUUGUACUCUAUGACGAUUAAGAUUUCGGGGGUUCGUGGCCAGUAGCACCUUAAAAAUGACAUGCACUUCGAAUAAAUAAGUAAAUCUGGAAAAUAAGAUGUACUUUUUUCACAGUUUUUUUGAAAAUAGAUUCAGAAUGCAUUGUUUCUAACCCUCGAAAGUAUUUGUGUGCCCAGUCGAAAUCGCUACAUUUUCGGACCUUAUUAUCUGUAAAAUACAGCAGAGAAUACUUUAUGUAUUUACAUAUGUACAUAUAUUUAUUUCACAUUAUUAAUUACAAUUAUUAUGUUACGUAAAAUUUUGUAUACUUAGUAACAUAUUCUAAUGAUUUUCAUUUACAUAUUUAUUUAGAGAAUUACACAUUAAAUGGUUAGAAUGUGGAUUACGAUUUUUCUGUCUUUACUUAGCGUCAUGCAAGCUCUAAAUGUCCCUCUGAUAAUGGCCCUUUGAAAUGAAAGGGAAGACAAUCGCUUAAUGGUGAACACGCCCGGUUCCCCGAUAAAAAGUGGACGACAUGAUCUCCGAAAUUUGUCCAUGUAAAGUUUAUCCAUUGGUUUUCGGAAGUUCAUAUAUUUCCAGGAAUCGAUUGUCGACUUGGCUGCUUGCUGACCUUUACCUCCAAAUUCUAGAAUCAAGCCCCACAUAAUUUGUGAACCAAAAGACCAGAUGGCAAGUAGCAUCUAAUAAAUGAUAAUUACCUACAUAUUAA
Molecule: messenger RNA, 3708 nt
Organism: Folsomia candida
Lineage: Eukaryota; Metazoa; Arthropoda; Collembola; Entomobryomorpha; Isotomidae
Exons: 12
Coding region: 129-2858 (909 amino acids)
Biological process (GO): proteolysis
Molecular function (GO): serine-type endopeptidase activity
Source: RefSeq, a predicted model, not a curated record